AUGCUUUACAUAGAAGAUGAUCUACCAAGUACAAAGAAACUAAUUUUAAAUACCGAUGAAAUGCAUCAAGCACCAUUCGCAUUGAGUACGUCUUCAUGUCUAAAAGUUGGAGUUGGUCAUUGUACAAUUUUACAAACUAGUCAAUCAUUAGUUACUGAAAUAGUUGAAGUGUUAAAUUUUCCAUCUGAUGAUAAUGGAAAUUUAUUUUCUUCUCCAUAUUAUAUUGGCAUUGUAACAAAUCCUACUCUUAAUGGUAGUGUUGUUUGUCAAAUAUAA
Molecule: messenger RNA, 276 nt
Organism: Rotaria sp. Silwood1
Lineage: Eukaryota; Metazoa; Rotifera; Eurotatoria; Philodinida; Philodinidae
Source: the annotation of a GenBank genome assembly